GAGCCAUACAAGUACUUUACUUACUCGAUCACUGCUCAGAACAGAUGGGUCAAGGUCAAAUAAUAAGACCAUUCAACCAGGGGGGAGUAGCAAAGUGACCGUACUUUUGAAGAAGCAUCCAUAUUCCAUAUCCCAAAGCACCCAAAGUCUGCACGAGAGAGAGAGAGAGAGAGAGAGAGAGAGAGAGAGAUGGUGUUCAACAGCCUGAUAGUGGUGUCGGUGGCACACCUGUCAGCGGAGGCAUGGCAACACGUGGCGUGCCUGCCGGAGCGUCUGAGCAGCCGGCAGCUGUUGGAUCUUGUGUGCGUCAUCCCUCUCCAGGAAUUGGGUCGCCUCACUCUUUGCCUCUGGACCUUCCUCUGCGUCCCUCCUCCCGACUCCUACUUCUCCCGUUACUCCGACUCCGACUCCGACUCUGACUCUGACUCCUCCACCACCGUCGAUUACGAUGACUAUUACUACCACCCGCAUUCCGAUUGAUUCAUCAUCUAAGUACGCUGCUUCGUGUCACGCCCACUGUAAAUCUCGAGUCUUGACAGUGCGACUCUGACUUAAAAUGGAAGUAAUGGUCAUGAAACUAGAGGGUCGGAAGAAUGUGUGCUUCAGCUGAAAAUUGGUCCUUACCUAAAAUGGUGAUAUCCAGCUGUAAAUGUGCAGCACAAGGUGGGUGGAUUCUUGAUGGUUCCGUGAUUAGGAGUUGACUUGAGCGUGAUCUGAGAUGGCAAUAUGAUUAAGAUGUUGUUGUGUGAUUUAACAUCUCAGCAAACUCACUGCCUUUAUUUCUCUAAAUAUCAUAGAUCC
Messenger RNA from Rosa chinensis, 801 nucleotides. RefSeq lists its product as uncharacterized. Bases 190 to 480 code for a protein of 96 amino acids. The transcript has 2 exons. The record is from RefSeq and is a predicted model, not a curated record. Lineage: Eukaryota; Viridiplantae; Streptophyta; Magnoliopsida; Rosales; Rosaceae.